Procambarus clarkii (red swamp crayfish) is the source of this 546-nucleotide messenger RNA. Lineage: Eukaryota; Metazoa; Arthropoda; Malacostraca; Decapoda; Cambaridae. The record is from RefSeq and is a predicted model, not a curated record.
AUGACAAAAUUUACAUAUUUGCAAAGUGUCUUAAAGGAUGAAGCGUUACAGGUGGUCUGUAAUCUGACCUUCACAGAUGAUAGUUAUGACAAUGCCAUACAGCUUCUUAAGGAUAAUUAUGCUAAGCCAGAAAGGACUAUCAGACUUCUAACCCAGAAGCUGUUGGACAUUAACCCUCCAACUACGCCUCUGGUGGCUGUAUACGCAGUGAGAGGUCAGACAGCCCGCCUGCCCUGUAACUUAACAACAGCUCCUGAAGACCCCGUGAUUGUGGUCCUUUGGUACAAGAACGGCACUAAGAUUCCAGUCUUCAGUGUGGAUUUUCGCUCACGAGGCCUCCAGGAGGCAGGAAGUGGGAGCACACGCCCCUCGGACGCGUUUGGGGGCCGCGCCACCUUCCAGGAGCAGCAAGGUGGGUGGAGCUGGGUCCUGGUGGUGCGGGAGGUGGAGUUCACUGACCAAGGAGAGUUUCGCUGCCGCCUCGACUUCCAGUCUUCGCCCACACACAACGGCAGAGUCCUACUUCGCGUGGUUGGUGAGUACUGA